This is a messenger RNA of Xenopus laevis (African clawed frog), 2247 nucleotides long. RefSeq names its product ras and Rab interactor 3-like. NCBI's taxonomy places the organism in Eukaryota, Metazoa, Chordata, Amphibia, Anura, Pipidae. The record is from RefSeq and is a predicted model, not a curated record. The transcript has 6 exons. The coding region runs from base 188 to 1906 and encodes 572 amino acids.
UUCAUAUUUGGGGUGAUUUCUCUCUCUUUUUUUUUUAUUAACAAUUUUUAAUCAUUUGUACAACCAUUUUUCAGGAAAGGGGAGAGAGAAGAGAGAAGGGAAGAGAAGAGAAGAAAAGGAGGAGAUCUGGCUACCACACAAAAUUACGUAGAAUUUAUUAACAUUCUGAAAAGAAAUCCUAAAAAGGAUGAAACUGGACAUGUCACCAAGCAAAACAACAUCAACGCAAUUCUGUAGAAUACAAGUGACAUCAGAAAAUGGAGCUCUGUGCAUCAUCAAUCCCCUCUACUUACAUGAGCAUGGUGAUACAUGGCUAACCGAUAGCUCUCGAAAUAAGAUGGAAAACAGGAUGAGCGUCCCAUGGUGCUAUGGGCAAAGUGGAAACAGAGGAUCCAUGGAUUGGAGGAGGAUGUCAAUUUAUGGACAAAGGCCUGGAAAUAUAAGGCAUGGUAAAGAAGAUAUGAACAAAAAAUAUUCCAGUGAGACAGAAGGACUGUCAGACGUUUAUAGAAGGCUCAGUAUAGAUAAAGACAAUGAAAUAGCAAUACAGACAGAAAACAGCCCAACAGGGAUUUCUGCAGCUGAAGGGGAAUCAGAUUCAGAGGCAACAAACAAAGAUACAUGCUGGAACUCAGAAGUGAUGACCCACCAGAAAACCAAUCCAUCAGAAAACGCAAAGGAGGCAUUAAGAGGUUCCCGGGAAGAGAAUGCCCUUCUGGGACAUAAAGCAAGUGAAUGGAGAAAUAAUCUGAGACGACACAGAGUCUCUUGGGUUGAAGUGGAACAUUCAGCAGAAUGUAUAUUAAAGAAAUGCAGUUCAGAAACUUCACUUAGUUCCUCAGACAGCUUUCUUCUUCCUCCACCCCCAGAGCUAGACUCUGUAUCUAUCAGUAGUAUUGAAGAAGAAAUGGAUUGUCACUCUAUAAAUAGUGGGAAAAAACAUGCUCAUGGACUUGGAGACAUGGUGAGACACAGCCUUCUAGCUGUCAGCACCAUAUUGUCAGGCCUUGUCUCUCCAGAAAAACAUCUUAGUAAUAGGAUUCAACAACUUGCAGCAGAUCCAUCCUGUUACCUUGGUAGUAUGGUACAAAGAUUUCAUUGUCACAUGUUCAAGGAAUAUGGCCAGUACAAAUCUAGCAUUGAUAUGCUGCAGAGCAUGCGUCAGCUGAUUACAAACCUCAAGUCCCAUUUGCUCGAGAGCAAUGAAAUCUGGGAAAUACUGGAACAUCAAGAGAUUGAUGAACAUAAAUUAGCUUCCAUUGUUGAGGCUUCUCUAUACAAAUGUAUACUGAAGCCUACCCAAGAUGUGAUUUACUCUCUGCUUCUGGAUUUUCAUCGAAAUGAUGGGUCAUUAACCAAAUUAUUAGAAAACCAGGAGAAGAUGAAGGGAAUGAGUAGUCAAAAACCUCGUUCUGGUGUACCAGGCCCUGCUAUUAUGGAGAAGAUUCAAAAUACAUUUUCCCUUAUGCACGUGACCUACUCCCCAGAAAAGAUGAUCAGGCUCUUGCUGAAGGUUUGCAAACACAUAUAUGAAUCCAUGGAAGCCGCAAGUGGAAAGAAAGGAGCCUUUGGUGCUGAUGACUUCUUACCAGUAUUAAUCCAUGUUUUGCUGAGUUGUGACCUGACUUCUCUGCAGCUUGAUGUGGAAUAUAUUAUGGAACUCGUGGAUCCUUCUCAGCUUCAGGGAGAAGGUGGUUAUUAUCUGACUACACUGUUUGGAGCCCUUUAUCACAUCAGCAGCUUUAAUACGGUGUCCAGGCAGCUCAGUGCAGAAGCACAAAAUUCAAUACGCCAAUGGCAACGUAGACGGACAAUUCACUAUAAAAACACUUCUCAAAACCGCAUUAAAAAUGUGAGAAAUGAAAACUCCGAUGCACAAUGUACACCAGAAAAAGAAGCAGAGUAAUUAUUUUGGAUUCAAGACGUUAUUUCAUAUUGUAUAAAGUUUAAAAGCUGGUUUCUCAUUAAACUUUGAUGUCUUUUGAUGAGGAAAGACGAACAUGUGUGGGAUCCAAUGUUAAAAGACAGGAGUUGGCAUAUUGUCCCUUUUCCCACAAAGAACAGUGAACAGUUUGGUAGAUACCAACAGCAUCUGAACAGUAAUUCUGAACUGCUGCAUUGGCUGUAAUUGUGUAAUUGCUUCUACCCUUGUGGAAUCUGUUUCAGACAACAUUAAUCACUUGAAAGACAAAUAAACUGGUUUCAGAUUUAAAGAUGCAUCUCUAUAAACAAUUUUCCUCCAACAAA